Manis pentadactyla (Chinese pangolin) is the source of this 1890-nucleotide messenger RNA. RefSeq names its product ADP ribosylation factor like GTPase 4C (gene ARL4C). Gene Ontology annotation, molecular function: GTP binding; GTPase activity. Bases 459 to 1037 code for a protein of 192 amino acids. NCBI's taxonomy places the organism in Eukaryota, Metazoa, Chordata, Mammalia, Pholidota, Manidae. The transcript has a single exon. The record is from RefSeq and is a predicted model, not a curated record. Gene Ontology annotation, biological process: endocytic recycling; intracellular protein transport. Gene Ontology annotation, cellular component: cytoplasm.
CAGCGAGGCGGCCGCGCCGGUAGCGACGCCGGGGAACCCGCGCCCGCCUGCGCCUCCGAGGCGCGCCCGGCAGCGGCAGCGGGAGCGGCCCCGCGGCGCCGCGCAAGGCAGAGGCGAGAGCCGCGCGCCGGAGACCCGAGCUGGCCCCCGCCGAGGGCCGGGCAGCGGCCGCAGCGCGGGGCGCGGCGGGAGGGAGCCGCAGAGCGAGCCCGGGCCGGCGGAGGGCGCGGGCGCGAGCGCCGUGAGCUGCGGCGGCGAGGCGGCUGGCAGCAGACAAAAGCCCUAGGAGACGCGAUGCCCGGCGGGCGCGGGAGCCGCGGCGUCUGAGCGCGCCGAGCGGGGCGCCCCGGGUAGCCAGGCCCGCCGGUCCCCGCGGCGGAGGGCGGCAGGCGCGGCCCAGGUGCGCCCUGCCGCGUCGGGCCCGUGACUGCUCGGGGGGCGGCGCCGCGGCGGGAGCCAUGGGCAACAUCUCCUCCAACAUCUCGGCCUUCCAGUCCCUGCACAUCGUCAUGCUGGGCUUGGACUCGGCCGGCAAGACCACGGUGCUCUACCGGCUCAAGUUCAACGAAUUCGUGAACACGGUGCCCACCAUCGGCUUCAACACGGAGAAGAUCAAGCUGAGCAACGGCACGGCCAAGGGCAUCAGCUGCCACUUCUGGGACGUGGGAGGCCAGGAGAAGCUGCGGCCGCUGUGGAAGUCCUACAGCCGCUGCACGGACGGCAUCAUCUACGUGGUGGACUCGGUGGACGUGGACCGGCUGGAGGAGGCCAAGACCGAGCUGCACAAGGUGACCAAGUUCGCCGAGAACCAGGGCACGCCGCUGCUGGUCAUCGCCAACAAGCAGGACCUGCCCAAGUCGCUGCCGGUGGCCGAGAUCGAGAAGCAGCUGGCGCUGCACGAGCUCAUCCCGGCCACCACCUACCACGUCCAGCCGGCGUGCGCCAUCAUCGGCGAGGGCCUCACCGAGGGCAUGGACAAGCUCUAUGAGAUGAUCCUGAAACGCAGGAAGUCCCUCAAGCAGAAGAAGAAGCGGUAAUGCGCCCGGCUGCGUUCGGGAGCGAGGAGUGGCGAGCGUGCGCGCGUCAAGAAUGAAUGAAUGGACGGAUGCAUGGAAGAGCGAGAACCCGCGCCCGCGAACAAAGACAGCGAACCAAAGCGAUUCUUCGAAUUUUUAAAUCGGAAUCUCUGCACCCAAAUGUAGGACUGGUGACUUAACCGGGGUGUGUAGGCUGACUUGCUAGCCUGCCCUCGACCCACCCCCACCCCCAGCUCAGAGGACCUUUUGUCUGAACGCCGGAGCUGCUAAUGGGGCGGGGGCCGCGCAGGGAGUGAAGGUGCGGGUCCUGCGGUCCGCCCUCCCGGCCCAGGUAGGAGGCUCAGAUGUCAGAGACAAAAGCGAGUUCUUCCUACUCCAGCGGGGCCAGAAGUUCGGGCUGCCCCGCCCUCACGGGAGGAUCGCACCUGUGAGUUGCCUGAGGUACGCAGUUCCCAGCACCCUGGGAGUAUGUUGGCGGUGGGAGGUCUGGGGGGACGGCCACUCCUUGCGCUUCACACGCUGUGGAAGCUGGAUGAUUUUAUGUCACAGGGCAGGCCCCUGUUCAGAUUUCAUUUGUCCUGCUCUGGGCCCAGGUGACUUGGUGGUUUGGGCCAUCAGAAGACUGCCUGGAACAAUCCAGCAGCCUGAGGGCAUGGGCGCUGCCCUGGCCUUGACUGGGGAUGGCCCCGAAGAUGCCCUUUCCCUGGUGCUUUGUGCUGGCUGCAGAAGACCAGUUUUGCUGAGAACUGCUUUUCGGCCUGGACUCAGACAAUCUUCCAGAUGGUUUGAACUCUGUCCAUGUGUAGGUCAUUAUUACAAAGAGACCAAUAAAAAUUGAAACAAAAAACUGUUA